Messenger RNA from Archocentrus centrarchus (flier cichlid), 3316 nucleotides. It is a transcript of the gene rab35b, whose product is annotated as RAB35, member RAS oncogene family b. Gene Ontology annotation, molecular function: GTPase activity; GTP binding. The record is from RefSeq and is a predicted model, not a curated record. The transcript has 6 exons. Bases 193 to 798 code for a protein of 201 amino acids. Lineage: Eukaryota; Metazoa; Chordata; Actinopteri; Cichliformes; Cichlidae.
CUGACGCCGUGAAACCCCGAGAAAAAACGCCGCCGGCUCGGGGGGCUAGCAGUUUGCGAUACCCUUAGUGGUGGUGUUGUUUUAUACCGGGGGGAUCUGGGGGCUGGUGACUUUCUUUACGCACCGAAGGAGUCCGACAGCUAAGCGAGCAAAGAAGCGGUACAAAGCGGGGGUGAGCCACCAGCUACCGGCAUGGCCAGGGACUACGAUUACCUCUUCAAGCUGCUCAUCAUCGGUGACAGCGGAGUGGGGAAGAGCAGUCUCCUCCUGCGAUUUGCAGACAACACAUUUUCAGGUAGCUAUAUCACCACGAUCGGCGUGGACUUUAAGAUCCGGACAGUGGAGAUCAACGGCGAGAAGGUGAAGCUACAGAUCUGGGACACAGCAGGGCAGGAGCGCUUUCGCACCAUCACCUCCACAUAUUACAGGGGAACGCAUGGGGUCAUAGUGGUGUACGACGUCACGAGUGCCGAGUCCUUUGUCAAUGUAAAACGAUGGUUACAUGAAAUCAACCAGAACUGUGACGACGUGUGCCGGAUAUUAGUGGGAAACAAGAACGACGACCCCAACUCCAAGGUGGUCGAGACGACUGACGCGCAGAAGUUUGCAGAGCAGAUGGGAAUCAGCCUUUUUGAGACGAGUGCAAAAGAGAACAUAAAUGUUGAAGAGAUGUUCAACUGCAUCACGGAGCUAGUGCUAAAAGCCAAGAAGGAGGUACUAGCCAAGCAGCAGCAGCAGCAACAGAACGACGUGGUCAAACUCACCCGGAACAGUAAACGGAAGAAAAAGUGCUGCUAACAAACUCAAAGCCAUCCACAGAAAGGCGGGCGGCGCCUUCACAAGCGCAUACACACACACACGCACACAUACACACAAUGGGACUCAGAGCAUCUAAAUUAAAGAGCAGAUAAAGAUUUAAUAAAUAUAUGGUGAAAGAUUUAAAAAAAAAAAAAUGAUGGCAAAAAUGUCCCCUUUGGACAAACUAAUCAUGAAGACUUAAAAAAAAAAAUUGUACAGAUUUUAUUAGACGUCAGAUCAAGUUUUAUUUGGAAUUCAGCAGGUGGGCACUGUUGACCUGAGGUCCUCCUUUUUGUUCAAGGAUCUGCAAGCUGACAACUGACCGCCACAACGCUCCGAUUUAUACCCACUUAAACCCCGUUUUCUUGCAUCAAUAUUUCAUCUCUCCUCCUCAUUCCACUGCACACGGGACAUUCAGAGUCGAGUCUGGCUCUGUGCCUGAGGAGAAGGAGGGCUCACCUUUCCUGGAUUUAUUUUCUUUCUAGUUUUAUGGUUAUUUUGGGGUGGGUGGGGGGAGGGAUGGUGUGGUUGAGAGGAACAGGUGUCUAAGCAAGAGUGGAAGUUUCUCACCUGAACAUUUUUGUGUUACCAUGGUUCACGCCAAGAGAUCACGAACUGUUAGAUUUUGUUUUAUUUGACUUAAUGGGGGAAAAAUCACAUGGAGGAGGAGAAGGAUUAUUGGUAGGCAACCUUUAGCAACUAAUCUGAUGGACAGAAGUGGUGAUGUCUUUUUUUUUUUUUUUUUUUUUUUUCUUUCUGUAUUUUGCCAAGUUUCCCCCUGUAUCCUUUCUAACUUCCAGUAGAGCUGAGCCAUCCGUAAUAGAUUUUUUUUCCUUUGAGUGCAGCAGAGCAGUUGAACCACUCUCGGAGCUCCAGGAUGCUAUGCUCUGGCUGUACCUUUCACUGCAGUCUUACUAUGCUUUCAGAGUUUGCUUUAAAACCUUUUCCCCUAUUUUUUUUUUUUUUUAACAAUGUUACUGCCAAUAUUAUUAAAAAAUAUAUAUUAGGAGCUCAGCAGCGCCUCUCAUUGGAUUGUUGCCAUAGUGGCCCUUGGUUAACCAAGAGGCUGGGUGGAUCAUGGCCUGAUGAGACCUUUUUGAGUCCUCAGGAAGCACUCCCUCCAUCCCUCUCCCUCUUUACUUCUGUUUUCCUGCAGCGACUAGCCUUCUCUCCCCCAACACCCACAUAUCAGCACCUCUCACAGCGGUGGACUCGCUUCCUGCAUUUAGUCCAACAGCAGUGCAUGGAAGCUCUUUGCCAAGACCCCCUCCCCAAUCCAUUGCGGACUGUGGUUUUUGACCUUGUUUUUUGAGCAUGUAACACUUUGUUUGACUGGGGUGUGUAUAAAGGUGAUGACAUGCAUUUAGUAUUCAAACUGUUGUGGAUUUACUGCGUUUUCUCAUCAUGCAGAAUAUUCUUAACAGUCGACUAAAGCUUCAAGUUUUACGUUUAUCUCUUUGCUCUUCAUGGUCACGACCUCUACUACCUGCUCAAACUGAAGUAUUACAGGACAGUGUUUUUGGCAACCCUCCAUGUCGAGAGUGUGGCACACAGUGGGACUGUUGGUGUAAGAACAAAUGGGGAUGAACUGCAGCACUGGAUCCGCUCCCUCUCCGCCAGGAAUUGUCACAGAGGCCGAAGCAUUGUACAAUGUCUUACUGACAUAAUUUUUUUUUUUUCUUGAAUUGGGAGAGUUUCAAGUGGAGAGAGCUAGAUGUUGCUUAAGCUUCUUUGGAAACGUUUAGUUUUCAUCCUCUGGGCAGACUCUGGCAGCUGGUUUGGGAUCCCGAUACGUGUCGAAAGGUCAUCGCAACCUCAAGGGCCUCGAAAUGAUAUCAAAUCUCACACUUUAUGAUUUCUCUUCAUUAUGUGUAUGUAUAUAUAAAUAUAUUUGUGUGUUUAUAUUCAAUAUAGAACAUACACACAUGAUUGGCACACCAACUGCACAUGUGUUAAACAUGUGCCGUGUGCUGUGGUUGAAAGACACUUGUCAGCUGUGGUUUGCUGUACACUGGAGAAAAAGAUGUACUAUUCAUUUUUCCCUACAUGAAUUUAAUCAGUAAUAAACGUUUUAAAAGAAUAAAUAUUUGACACGUAAUGACUGAUCUCAUUUAUCAGCAGUUUGAGGCUCAAGGCCUGACUUGAGUUUAAACCUGUGUCUUUAUUUUUGCCUUUCUCUGAAUAAAAUUUUAAUGGGGGAGAGAGUGUGUGUGUGUGUGUGUGUGUGUGUUAUGGUGUGGAAAAUCUGUUACUACUGUGUGCUCUUAUGUUGGCUUAUUGGUAUUCAUUUAGAGGAUGUUUAGGGCCAGUUAAGGAGCAACAAGUGUCAAAGACAGUCAAAAGGGAGCAGAUGCCCUCAUCUUUAACAUCAUUACUAACCUCAUUCCUGUUUGCUUUUCCAGUACAGCUCGCUUUGCUUGUCACUGUGUAAUGAGACCGAUUUGAUCAUUUUCUUAAUUAAAUGUUUAUUUUCUGUUUUGUAAGCUAAGACUGUAGUUUGUUGUGCUCUGUAUGUCUG